This is a messenger RNA of Myotis myotis, 1687 nucleotides long. It is a transcript of the gene SPAG8, whose product is annotated as sperm associated antigen 8. Gene Ontology annotation, biological process: positive regulation of transcription by RNA polymerase II. The record is from RefSeq and is a predicted model, not a curated record. NCBI's taxonomy places the organism in Eukaryota, Metazoa, Chordata, Mammalia, Chiroptera, Vespertilionidae. Gene Ontology annotation, cellular component: nucleus; cytoplasm. Gene Ontology annotation, molecular function: microtubule binding. The coding region runs from base 89 to 1555 and encodes 488 amino acids. The transcript has 7 exons.
CCCGGCACUUCCGCCCAACUAUAGUUCUGCGCAGGCUCCUGGAAAUAUUUGCUGUCUCUAUGGCAACCGGGGUAGCUGGUGUCUGAAGAUGACGACCUUUGAGUCUACGGAGGGAUCGGGAUCGGGAUCGAGGUCGCGAUCUUUACCCGUACUGCCCAGCUACGAAGGGGAUGUCACUCCUAGGUCGGCCCUGGUAGCCGCAAGGGCAGCAGCGUCAGCAGCUGCUGCAGCCACUGCAGCCGUCUCCACUGCUAAAGCAGCUGUAUUAUCUGCAAAGACCCCAGGGCCCUAUUCUGACCGAAGCCUUCUCUCGGACCCCUCCUCUGAUAGUGUUGCUGGGAAGCCCUGCACUGGACCCAGUUUUACCCACAAGAUAGGCCAUGGGAGACUUGGCUUUAAGACUGAUGUUUCCUAUAUUGCUCGGCAUCCCUGUUCUACAAAUUACCUUAACACUAGCCCUGGCCCCGUUCCUGGCUCUAGCCCUGGCCCCGUUCCUGGCUCUAGCCCUAGCGCCGUUCCUGUCUCUAGCCCUGGCCCCGUUCCUGGCUCCAGAUCUGGCCCCGUUUCUAGCUCCAGAUCUGGCCCCGUUUCUAGCUCCAGAUCUGGCCCCGUUCCUGGCUCCAGAUCUGGCCAUGGCCCUGGCCGUGGCUAUGGUUCUAGUAAAGGCACUGGUCUGGAUUCUCGCCUUGGUUGUGCCUCUGGGCUUGCUCCAGGCAAUGACCCUGAGCUCAGCCCCAACACUCUUACAAGCUUCAGACAUCCUGGGGCAAACCUGGUCCCUAAUUAUGCCUCCGGGAAUCACUACCAAUAUUGUGAGCCUCAGAAACAACCCUGGACAUUUUUGCCAGUUUCAGAACCUAUUGCCCAAAGGGGGCUGUGGAAGACCCCUGAGGUUGAAGUGAAGUGUGAGGUUCUCGGUAAAACAUUGCCACGGGGCCACUGCCUUCUCUACAAUUGGGAGGAAGAGAGAGCCACCAACCAUCUGGAUCAAGUCCCAAGCGUGCAGGAUGGCUCCGAGAGUUUCUAUUUCCGACAUGGACACCAGGGACUGCUAACCCUGCAGCUCCAAUCACCCAUGCCCCUCAGCACCACCCAGAAGGACACAUACCAGACCCCACGAAACCGCUGUCAGCCAAUUCGAGGAAAACGGGAAGCCAUGCUGGAGAUACUGCUGUGCCACCAGAUCUGUAAAGAGAUGCAGGCAGAGCAAGAACUGACAAGGAAGCAAUUUGAGGUUGAAUCUGUGACACACCAUGACUACAAAAAGGAGCUGGUGCAGGCAGGGGCUCCUGCCCCAACAAAGUCUCAUGACUACUGCAAGGAGCAACCUGAGACCUUCUGGAUACAGAGGGCACCACAGCUACCGGGUGUCAGUAACAUCAAGACACUAGACACGCCAUUCCGGAAGAACUGCAGCUUCUCAACACCAGUGCCUCUGUCCCUGGAACAGCCUUUUCCUGAUGGACCUGAGAAUUAUUCCUACCAAUUGGGACAAAUCUCUUCUCUUGGCUGUCAGGGAAGAGGGCAGGGUGGUGAGGGGGGUAGAACUGUCUAAGGGUUGAGGAGGGAAGUGAGAUGUGGAAUAUGGAAUCUAUUUCUGUCUGUACUGGAAAGGUGAGAGUAAGUGAAUUCUGUUUAUACUUGGUGAAGGGGCUUUACAUAAAGGAUUCUUUCUCAUCCUGAGUCA